Messenger RNA from Pieris macdunnoughi, 1875 nucleotides. Lineage: Eukaryota; Metazoa; Arthropoda; Insecta; Lepidoptera; Pieridae. The record is from the annotation of a GenBank genome assembly.
AUGCCCGACGCGUUUGAAGUAGCCUAUCCACUUUCGCCGUCCGUAAGUGCGCAAGAGAUUCGCGCACGCGCCAAUUCUUCUUCAAAACGGAAGCCAGUUGUGGCAAUUCUAGGAGAUGAAACCGUAGAAAUACCUGAUAAAUCAAUUGCCGGUGUUGACAAACCUCUAUCGAGAAGGGAGUUUGAGUUAGGAAAAUAUUCAGAAAUUAUUCCAAUAAUGCACAGUACGUGGCUUGAUCGAAGGCACUUGGAACAUAGGAUCUUUGUGAACAGAUCUCUCCAUUUAGAAAAUGUAAAGUUUUAUGGCUUUGAUAUGGAUUACACUCUGGCUGAGUAUAAAUCGCCGCAGUAUGAGACAUUAGGAUUCAAUCUUACCAAAGAAAGGCUAGUACAUAAGGGAUAUCCGCAAGAAAUUUUGGAAUUUGAAUAUGACCCCUCGUUUCCUGUUAGAGGUUUGUGGUUCGAUACAUUGUAUGGAAAUUUGUUAAAAGUCGACGCGUACGGUAAUAUUCUUGUAUGCGUGCACGGAUUUGAAUUUUUGAAACAUUCACAAGUGUACGAAUUGUACCCAAAUAAGUUCUUAACGUUGGACGAGUCUAGAGUGUAUGUGUUAAACACGUUAUUCAAUUUGCCGGAAACAUAUUUGAUAGCUUGUCUGAUUGACUUCUUCACAAACUCACCUCAGUACGCAAGGGAAAAAACUGGAGUAAGAUGCGGAGAUUUAGCUAUGUCGUUCAAAUCGAUAUUCCAAGACGUCAGAAAUGCGGUAGACUAUGUUCACAUUCAUGGGGACUUGAAGAAGAAUACCAUAGAAAAUCUAGAUCUGUAUUUGAAGAAAGACAAGAGGCUCCCAACUUUCCUUUCAAGGAUAAGAGAUAGCGGUGCGAAGUUAUUCAUUCUCACGAACAGUGACUACAAUUUUACAGACAAAAUCAUGAACUAUUUGUUCGAUUUCCCUCAUGGGGCUAAGCCCGGCGAUCCUCACAGGAAUUGGAAGACCUACUUUGACUGGAUCGUGGUAGAUGCGAAGAAGCCCCUAUUCUUCGGCGAGGGCACAACUCUUCGGCAAGUGGACACUCGUACGGGGGCACUCAAAAUGGGUCACCAUGUUGGACCUCUGCAUGAGGGUCUUGUGUAUUCUGGAGGAUCCUGUGACGUGUUCACGGAACUGAUUAGCGCCAAGGGCAAAGACGUAUUGUACAUCGGUGACCACAUAUUCGGAGACAUCUUGAAGUCCAAGAAGAUUGGUGGAUGGCGUACAUUCCUCAUAGUUCCAGAGUUAGUCCAAGAGCUUCAUGUUUGGACAGACAAGUGCCAAUUGUUUGCUCAACUCCAAAAUUUGGAUAUACAACUCGGAGAUAUGUACAAAGAUCUCGAUUCGAGUACAAAAGAGAAGCCAGAUAUAUCAAAAUUGCGUGCGGCCAUUCGUGACGUCACACACAAGAUGGAUCUUGCUUAUGGUAUGCUCGGGUCGCUCUUCCGUUCCGGGUCUAGACAGACUUUCUUCUCGUCACAGGUGGUGAGGUACGCAGACCUGUAUGCAGCAUCAUUCCUUAACUUGAUGUACUAUCCCUUCUGCUACAUGUUCCGUGCCCCGGCUAUGCUCAUGCCCCACGAGUCUACGGUCGCACACGAACAACGAUUCACCGUUGAUACGCCCACUAUUGACAGAUCGAGACAGACAUACGCCCAACGCGCUCUCAGCGCUACUUGCGUGGCCGAGAUUUCCUCUGAUGAAGCUGCUGGAUCACAGGAUUCGGACAGCAAGAACUCAACAGUACCCCAUGUUCGUCCAGAGACGCCCCGGCAACUGACACACACACACGACGAAGAUUGUUCUGACGAUGAAGAUGUUUCUAAGGGGUCACACAAAUAA